CCUGCCUCUGUUAACGGGUUUAUUCCUCAUUCAAGGACAUUAAAUAUUACUGAUGGUGUCACUGGAAUGAUAACUGUUACUACUACCAGUGACACUGCUAUAAUUAGUAUCACUAUUCAAGUACCUGAUCCAACUAGCUAUUCUACAACCUUUAAUACUACACGAACAGCUACUCAGUUAUCCUUUAGUGCUUCACAGAGAUUCCCUGAUCCUAAUUAUGAAAUUUCUAACGGGAUGGUUAGGAUCAAUGGCCAGCCAUUGAUAACACCUGGUUCUUUCUUAGCCGUUAGAACAAUAUCUUCCACUGGUAGCUUCAGCUACAUGGGAAUGGCGGGAAUCUAUCAGUUAGGAACUGGGUCUGGUGUAGCCGCUUUUCGCAGAUACAUGCCCUAUUAUUAUAUAUCACCUUUUGGACAUGUCUAUACGUACUCUGGUUCUAAAGCAGUGAGAGAUAAAGCACCAGGCAAGGUUUUUGUUAGAUUGAACGACGUGCGGAAUGAGCGGCUAAUUAUAACAUCAGAGAAUUCAUUCAUUACUGAGCAGUUAAGCAAACUGUCCGGUGCUGCAAUGACCAUAGAGCCAAUUAGAGGUGGAGGAGCUAUUGGUUUCAACUUUGGAACUGUUACCAAUGCUUUCAUGAUAACAUCAUCAACCAAUGUCAGGAAUGCUGUAUCCCCAACUAGCUAUACUGGAACAACACUUAUGGUUGGUAGCACCACUUUUAAUAACAUUGACAAUGUCCUCUUAGCUGGAGAAGGUUUUGAACAGUACAGAUCUGCCAGCAAUGAAGCAACCACUUUUGUAUCCUAUGACUCCUUCUUCAUUAAUGGUCGUAAUGCUGUCUUCUCAACAAGCCCAAGACUCACUGCUAUGAUUCAAGAGGGUCAGAUGUUUCUGGCUGGAGGUGGAACAUCUCAAGCUGCUUAUACAGUCGAAGGCAAUAGAGUGAAGUAUGGUGGUGUGACUGUAUUCACUAUUAAUGCUGGUUUUACGACUUCUGAUAUCACUGGACCUGGAUUACUUUCAUACAAUGGUCAGACCUUUUCAGGCGGUUCAACUAGUACUGGCAUUGAAUCCUUUGCUUAUAGUGUUGGACAUACUAUUGGUAUAGCCUUUAAUGGAGGUGUAACAGUGUCUUAUGGUCCUGGUGAUACUGUCAAACUAUAUGUAUCUGGAUCUGAGGCCUUAGCUACCAACUUACAAUCUUUAAUUAAUAACAUUACAGCUGCAACAAUGCCUACAGUAAUACCGGGAUCAUCAGCUGUAUACACCACAGUCCUUGGAUCAGGUAAUACCGGGAUACUUCAAUUGAAUGGGCAGAAUGUAGUUGAAUUCACUGGAUCAGCUAUGAGCAUGACAUUGAAUAAUGGAGACUCUGUUAGCUACAGUGGGGGAACCAUUAGUUUUACUCCUGCCAAUUCACGCGGUCCAUUCACUGGUAUAUCCAGAUUUACUUAUGCUCCUAAUGGUCAGAAUACAGUUCAGUAUAAUGCUAUAGCUAAUCAGACCUUUACUGUUGACUCAACCUACCAAAUAGUCGUUGAUAAUAAUGGUAACGCACUCCUGACUAAUGAUGGUACAGUGAGAGGAUUGCUAUCCAACCCGCAGUUUGGGGUGACCUUUAGCAGCAGAGACGCUCAAGGCAACUUCUUCCUAAUGAUAGGAGGCAGCAAUAUAGAGAGGUUGGGGAAGAACACAGUACGUCAUGAGGUACCCACUGGAGGCACUGUAAGAUUACUGGGAACCUCCUUUGGUGGCGUCUUGAACGGCAACGCCAUAUUCCCUGGAGUCACUGCAAGCUCCGUACAAACUUAUUACUCUGGUCAAACUAUUCCAACCAUCAGAACAGGGACACCCACUCCUUAUAUUGAAACUGCCACGACUACUUUUUAUGUCUACAUAACUCCAGGUUCUGGAGGUACUUCUACAGUCUUCAUCACUGAUAGAGCCACACUUGAUGCUGCUAUUAACAAUGAACUAAUGAGACCAGAGACGUCUACUCCUGCUCCUACUUCUACUCCUGCUCCUACUCCCACACCUGGACCAGGAACCCCUGCUCCACCACCAACCACUGCACCACCACCGGCCACCGUACCACCGACCAGUGGUAUAACGGUAGUUGUUAGGGACGAUGAAAACGGUAAUCCUAUAGUGCGAGCCAUUGACCGUAUCACUGGCAGUGAUAUUAAUCUCAUAUCAUUGACUGGCAGUACACAGCGUAACGUGACUUCGGAUGAAGUGGUUGGAUACAAUGGACCCAAUCUCUUCAUUCGAAGAGCUGGUACUAUACAAUUUCUCAGCGAUAAAAUCAGACGGUUCUACUAUUACGAUAGAAAUGGUGUCCUCCAGAGCAGAUCUAUUCUUAAUGUGCCAGGCAGUGGUCAGUUAGUCUAUAAUGAGAUAUCAGGGAAUGCUUUCUUCACCGAUAACUCCGAGACCAUCGACAUGAUUAGGUCUGCUAAUCCUCCUACUACUUUCAGUGUUCGGAUCACUACUGUCCUUACAAUUGGAGGAUCGGUCACUAAUCUUAUUACUGAGGAGACCACUUUAUCAGUUAGUUCAGUCCAGAGCGUUAGAUUCAGCAACAGAGGGUAUUCUGUUAUCAAUCAGGAUGGGUCUAUUGCAUUCAGCUCAAUGAAUCAAAUGUUCAACACAUUGAUUCAGUAUAAGUCUAAUUCAGAUCAAAUUAACAUUUUGUCUCUAUCAAGUACACCAGUUGAGAUUCAAGGACCACAGACAAUAUCUGUCGGUUCAAACAGUAUCGUUGUUAGCAACCGUCCUGAGAUUAUUGAUGCUAUUAAGACAGUUAUAUCAACUUCAUCUCAAACAGUAGGCACUAGAGUGGACAAUAACAAUAACACGAUUCUGGUAAUUGGUGGGCAGGAUAUAAUACCAUUGGAUAGUGCUUUGGUACGUCCAGUUCAAAGUUAUGAGUUCAUUACGUACAGUAACUCUAUGAUCACUGUUACCAAUGUUGUUACUAAUCAGAUGAGUGGGUCUAGUAUACCAGCAAAUACAUUCACCAUGUACACUCCGAAUAAUGAUGAGCCAAUGGUAUUCAAUGGAUCUGCUUCUUCAAUGCCAUUUGGAUUCGGCUACCUGUACUAUACUCCUAGCAACCAGUCCUUCUUUGUCAGUAGGUCUGACGUUGCUUCUACUAUAUUCUCAAUGUUUAACGUCACUAGUACUCUACCUCCUCCACCUCCUACCAUGACUCCAAUACCUGAGGAAUCUAUAUCCCCAGGUAAUCCUGACACAGCUUUUGUUUUUAAUUCUGACGGAUCAUCCUGGGCUGAGUAUGCUUACACACCAUGCUCCCGUACUUGUGGUGGUGGCAUUAGGGUCAGGCAGUUAAAGUGUCAAACAACAGCUGGUGAUCAUGUAAAAACAUGUACUCAACCCACCGAACCUUCCUCCACUAACAUACCUCCAUUUAUUGAAGUGUGCAACCUACAGGACUGCAACAAUCCUAAUACACUCCUUAACGUCCCGGCCCCUGAUGUCAGGGAAGUCAAUAUGACUACACAAGAUGGUAGCUUGUAUGGGCGGGGCAUAUUUUACAUAGCCUCCAGUGCUAAUGACGACACGUACAUGAUAACAUUCAAUAGCCGCUGUAUGGAGACUGGAUCCAUGUAUAACAUUGUGCAGGAGAGGGUGGAUGGGGCAUUAGCGAUUAACAACAACAUCAACCUUGAGACCAGCUUUGUUGAUAGGACACUCAACUCUACCAUUACCGACUUUACUAUAAACUAUAACUACAAUGGUAUGAUGUUCCCUAUUACAGUGAUUAGGACCGAUGAUAAUAAUAAUCGUAGUGAUGAAGUGAUCACCACAAGUGGAUCUGUCUCUUAUAACAAUGGCGUACUAUCAUUUGACGGUAGGAACGUCUCCGUUACCAUGGUCACUAAACUAGAUAGAUUACAGAGUAUCAUGUUUCUUAAUAUGUUCCCGCAGGACGAGCCCGGCCCGGUUACUCUAGCUAUUAGUCAUCGUAACAAUAAAGCACUUCUAACUCGUGACUUCACUAACGAACUCACAACUCCUUAUAAUAACUUGAGGGGGACACUCCGAGCUCCGAUGAUAGAUGAAACUAGACCGACCCCAGAGCCCCCAGUUAUCACAAGGACUGAUGACGUAUUCCAGAUUGGUACCCCAAGAGUAAGGAUACUGGAGGAGCUCCACAGACUGUCAUUGUCUUGUCGUGUGAUUGAUAACGGAGUUCCUGAUCGUGUUAGCUACAGAUGGUUUAAAGACGGUGCUCCUAUAGUCAACGAUAAUGUUAAUUACUUGAUAUCAGGUGAUACCCUCACCAUACAGACAACUGAUGAUCCUGAAGAUGAAGGAACCUACACCUGCACUGUUGAUAACGGAUUUAGAACUGAUAGUGCUUCCACUGAAGUAGUAAUUCAACAGGAAGUAGCUACUGCUCCACCUUCUGUGGGGACUCCGACACCACCUUCACCAAUGUGGGUUACUGGCUCAUUCUCUGAUUGUUUCAGGGUCUGUAAUGGCAGUGUGCGAGUGAGGGCCGUCCUCUGUAUGUUGUCAGGGCAACCGUCAACCAUGUGUUCAGCCAGUGACAUGCCACCGUCCUUUGAAAUAUGUAACACUCACGACUGCCCAGGGACUAUUACAUCUCGUCGUGGUAUUCCACAGAAUGACAUAGCAAUCAUAACUCGCACUAUAUUCAAUGGUAACUUUGAAACCGUUGUCAACAUAAGCGGCUCUGACUUCCUUGGGGGCAACUAUCGGAUAGACCUAAGAGCAGUUUACCCUGAUGGUACCAUAGUCACUAAUACAGAGACAAGAAUGAACUUUGAAUCUCCUGUUAGAGGUACUACAACUGUUCAGUUUGGUACUCCGUUGUUUGGUAAACUUGAAGCUAUUAAGACAGGACCUCGUAUUGAUAUAGUAGCUGGUACAACCGUUCAUUCUGUCCAGCCAUUGCUAGGAGACGUUUGCUACCCAUGGAGUUCCAUAGACCAGUUCAUAUACAGCGGUAAAUCAAUAUAUUCGAACUCCCUACCGGCUCCCGUGACUAAUAUUAAUUUCCUUGUUCAAGUAACUCACGAAGGUGUCUUCAAUUACGAUAGAAACACCAACCGGGUGUUCACUGCUCCACAGCUGCUCUGUGUUAGUCCGUUUAAUGGCCGUGCCUUUGUCACUAGCGUUUUUAGUCUGGCCGAAGACAUCACCGGGAACCAUCACAAUAUAACGACCACUUAUUUCGUAGUACCUAUGAUUAAUUCCGGUAAUGGUACUGUUGUAACCGAUAGGGUUGCUAUGGUUGCAGUGGGAACUGAUAUCAGAGCUGGUAACGGCUCCUACAUCAGAAUACAAGGACUGAUGGAGCAUCCUGGAGUACCAGCAGCUGUAAAUCCAGUCUGGAGACACAACGGUGAGAUCGUUGAAUCUGAUAUCAGUAAAGGACGCUUCCUUAGUGACAAUGGAUUUGAACUCAUCAUAACUUCUCUUGAUGCUAAUCACGCUGGUACUUAUUCCUUCAGCAUCAGUAAUAUAGCUGGAUCUGAUAUGGAGAUGACUGAUGUGACGUAUAUACCGAGAGCAGGAGGUAUUGUCGUCGGUCCUGUCCCUCCUAAUCCUGAUCCCUCUGUACUGGAUGUUGGUAUUGGUCUCAACUACAUUGGAGUGGAUGCUUCAAGAGUAUCCACUGUAAGAGUGUUCUGUCCUAAUGCUGAAGGGAGUGAUGGUACAAAAACAUUCACCAUUAAUGGAGGCUCUGCUACAGAUACUGAUUUCUUGACACAUUCUCUUAGCAGCAAUCCUAGUGGCAGCUGCAUUAGGUAUGCCUGCCGUCUUAGGGUAACUAGUACCUCUCAAACUUUCACAAGAAUGUCAAUGGUCUGUUUUGAAACUCCAGCUCGCCCCUCUAACGUUACUAUCACCGGUAAUAGGAGGAUACCAGCUAAUGGAUACUCAAUACUUUCAUGUAGUGCACUUGGAACUCCUCGUCCAACCGUAUCUUUCAAUUCAGUGAUGAUUGGAUCCAAUGGGAUAAUCAGUGAUUUCAGUGUUAAUGCUAACGGGACACUCAGUAUCUUGAACGCUAAGAACAAUGACAAUACUCAGUACUGCUGCACUGCCUUUAAUGAGAAUGGGAAUGAGACGACCUGUACUGGGAUAGUUGUAAUGUCUCCUCCAAUGAUACUACAGGUGUCUGGUCCAGUCACUAAUGCCCCAUUGCCAGAGGGUGAGUCUCGGCCAACGUCUGAGUUUACAUUUCACAUUGGACAAACUGCAAGAGUAGUGACUGGGACUACUAUUAACAUAGAGUGUAAUGCUACUGGUAGCCCCGCCCCCUCCUAUACCUGGUAUAAAGAUACCCAAGAGUUGACUGGGUCUGAUGCCAUGGGGCGUGUCUUUAGAAUAGAGAUUGCUAAUCCAACAGAUAAUCAUGAUGGGGCCUACGAGUGUUCAGUUUCUAAUGAGUUUGGAACUAAUUUUGCUUUAUCUAGAUUGAGCUUCAUUAGUCCUCCUAAUGUUCCCGAUUCCAGCACUAACGUUGGCGAAAUCCUAGAUGAUGGGAGUGUGGUGAGUGUCAAUCAAAUGACUAAUGUUACAGUCCAGGCUGGAACUGAUUUCUGCGUCAUAUGUGAGCCUAGCCUUGGCUCACCUCCAGCAGAGGAGAUAGUAUGGAGGCGUCUCUCACUAGAAGGAACAGAACAUGAAGGAAUUGAUAUUAGUGAUGUGUGUAUCACUAUUCAGGACAAUGGGACCAGACUCUGCUUCACUGAUGUCUCAAGAGCUUACAGUGAUGUCUAUUCUUGUUUUGUUGCUAAUGAAGCUGGAUCUGAUAGUGGGAAUAUUACUAUUCAAGUAUCAGUUCCAACUGUUAUCAGACAGUCUUCAAGACAAGAUAUACCGGAUUCAUCUUCUUGUUUGGAUCAAAGAGGUCAAUCAUUUGUCAACGAGGAGGUUGGAGUCAAUGUCUGCAUGUCCUUUGGCACUCGAGUCCUGAUUGAUUGUGUAGUGAAUGAAGAUGCACACCCAACACCAGUAGUAUCAUGGUUACUCUUUGAUGCUUCUGCUGGAGACAAUGUGUCAGUGGUCAGUGGUUCUGGUGUUACCAUAUUCCCUAAUAAUUCUCUGUUAAUUAAUUCAUUGAAUAUGAACUCGUUAUACUAUUGUGUGGCCGACCCACCAGGCAAUUCAACUGAUCAAGUCUCUGUACGAUCACAACUCAACGUAUCUGGAGUUGCUCCAGUGAUUACUGUACCCUCAAACUUCAGACCGGUUAAUGUUGGUUCUCGGAGGAUUCUCAGUGUUGGAACUAGUAGAAGGGAAGUAGUCAGAAUACAAAUGAUGGACGAAAUACAAAUAUUAUGCCCAUCGUCCGGUAGCCCCACUCCGAUGGUCUCCUGGACGGCCGGUGGUCGACCAAUAGUUGAUGAUAAUGUUGCUUUUGAUAUCCAGCCAGAUGGCUCACUCCUUAUAAGGAGCCUUGCUUCAACCCGUUGUGUUGAGUAUGUGUGCACUGCUACCAAUCCAGUGAGCAAUGUAUCUCAAUCAGUUACUGUCUGUGGAGAGACUUUUGAGUGUCUACAGACUGGAUUUUCUGCUUGUACAACGACUUGUGGACUGGGUGCCCAGAGAUUUAUUUUCAGUUGCAACAGGACAGUAGAUACUGGCCCUCCUGCUCCAGUUGAUCUUUUGUUUGUACCACUAACCCUCAGACCAAGACAACAAGCACGACAAUGUUUGAAUCUGCCUCAAUGUCCUGAUGAAGAAUAUCGUUACACUACAACAGACUUCUCUUCUUGCUCUCAUUCUUGUAACUGCGGCAAAAAGACCCGUGAAGUUCAAUGCCACCUCUUCAGGUCGGGGGUACAAGUCGAAAGGGUUGACUACUCCUUCUGUCAGCGGCUAGCUAACCACUCCCUCUUCCCGACUAACCUCACAAUGGAUUGUAACGUGUAUCCCUGCCCUGAUUGGAGGGCUGGGCCCUGGAGCAUGUGCAACAAGACUUGCAAUGGAGGUUAUCGUACGAGGAACAUCACCUGUGUGUCUUCUGUUACCAAUAUGACCAUUGAUGACCGGUUCUGUAUAGCUGGAACCGAACCAAGAACCAUUGAACAAUGCAACAUACACUUGUGUCCUUAUCAAUACGUGGUGGAUAGGUGGAGCCCAUGUUCUAGUACUUGCAUGGGUGGUUUGAGGAAUCGAACAGUCAGGUGCUAUAAUGUGAUGACUCAGCAGUUUAUUCCUGACAGUCUUUGUAUGGCUGAGGGAUUGAUCCGACCAAUCACUACCCAUAUCUGUGGAGUGGGAGAGUGCCCUCCUUUAUACUCAUGGGUUGUGUCUCAUUAUGGAUCAUGCAGUGUUACUUGUGGAAGAGGUACUCAAUCUAGGACUGUGACAUGUCAAAAUGUCAUCUCUCAGUUAGAAGCACCUGAUGAUUCAUUCUGUUCCAAUAGACCCAAGCCUCCAGUCACGAGAGAAUGUGAUACAGGAUCACCUUGUCCUAAUGCUGAUUGUACUGGUGAAAGUUUCUUAUGUGCAGCUGUACCCAGUUCAAUGUGUUCAGUAGCAGCUAUUCGUAAUGCCUGCUGUAUCUCCUGUAAUCCUACUACUGGCUAGACUAUUAA
Amphimedon queenslandica is the source of this 8606-nucleotide messenger RNA. RefSeq lists its product as uncharacterized. NCBI's taxonomy places the organism in Eukaryota, Metazoa, Porifera, Demospongiae, Haplosclerida, Niphatidae. Bases 67 to 8598 code for a protein of 2843 amino acids. The record is from RefSeq and is a predicted model, not a curated record. Gene Ontology annotation, molecular function: cell adhesion molecule binding. Gene Ontology annotation, cellular component: plasma membrane; cell-cell junction. Gene Ontology annotation, biological process: cell-cell adhesion. The transcript has 23 exons.